Messenger RNA from Cladocopium goreaui, 1887 nucleotides. Lineage: Eukaryota; Dinophyceae; Suessiales; Symbiodiniaceae. The record is from the annotation of a GenBank genome assembly.
CAAUAUGGAGGCUUUAGUGAAGAGAUGUAUCAAGCGCAGCAGCAGCAGCAACAGCAGCAGCAGCCGCAGCAGCCGUGCAUGAACAACGGCUUCCACGGAUGCGGUGGCUGCGCUGGCUGCGGAGGCUGCGCCGGCUGCGGUGGCUGCGCUGGCUGCGGAGGCUGCGCCGGCUGCGGAGGCUGCGCUGGCUGCGGAGGCUGUGGGAACUUUGUCAAUGGCAUGGCCAACUACGGCGGCUUCCAAGAUCCCAUGAAGCCGCAAGGUGGCUACAAUGGUGGCUUCCAACAAAAUAUGGUCUCCUAUCAAAACAAUGGCUUCACCCAAGAUUUCCAGCAACAGGGACAUCAACAACAUGAAGGCUAUGGCUGGCGGCAGGAGUACUCCCAGGGUGCCGUCCCAGAAUAUGAGGCCGAGGCCUUAUGGUCCACCACGGCCGAUGAGGAAUUCGCACAGGUCCAUGUCUUUGGUCCCAGUGGUGAACAAGUUCCUCCUGCUGUGACCAGCUUCCAACAGGCGCAGGAAUUGUUCCCAGAAAUACUGAUUCACAAGCUGCUAGAGGCCGGCUUCACAGCCCCGACCCCCAUCCAGGCGCAUACCUGGGCCAUUGGGGUGGCAGGUCGAGAUUUGAUUGGCAUUGCGAAGACGGGCAGUGGCAAAACCUUGGCCUUUCUGAUGCCUGGCUUCCUGAGGAUCACCCAAACCCGCAGCCGCAUGCCUCAGCUCUGUGUCCUAGCCCCCACCCGUGAGUUGGCGUGUCAAAUUGAAGCGGAAGCCGAGAAAUUCGGCCGAGCCGCGGGCAUUCGAACCGUCUGCUGCUAUGGUGGGGCACCCAGGGGUCAACAGCUGGGGGCUUUGAGGCGUGGAGCCCAGGUGAUUGUAGCUUGCCCUGGACGCCUCAAUGACUUUUUGCAGAGUGGCUCUGUGAGUUUGGCCAACGUGUCCUACCUGGUCUUGGAUGAAGCAGACCGGAUGCUGGACAUGGGAUUUGAACCCCAGAUCCGACAAGUCAUCAAGGAAGUUCCUGAACAGCGACAAACUUUGCUCUUCACUGCCACCUGGCCCCGAGAAGUGCGAUCUUUGGCCAGUGAGUUCCUGAAACGACCCAUCCACGUCCAAACGGGCGCGGUGCAUGAGAUGACGGUGAACAAAGACAUCAAGCAGCGAGUCAUGUUUUGCUCCGAUGAAGCUGACAAGGCCCAACAGCUCUUGCAGAUCCUGCACUCUUUGGGCCGCGGCGAUCGAUGCCUGAUCUUUUGUGAAAUGAAGAGAUCUUGUGAGAUUUUGGCCAACGAUUUGAUGCAGUAUCAUGGGGUACCAGCCGUGCGAAUCCACGGUGACAUGGCACAAUACGAGCGAACUGCUGCGUUGGAGGCCUUCAAGAGUGGCCAGAGCCCAAUCCUUUGUGCCACCGAUGUUGCUGCACGAGGACUUGAUAUCAAGGGUGUGACCUGCGUCAUAAACUACGAUGCAGCUGGAUCAGGAAAAGACUACGUCCAUCGCAUUGGAAGAACUGGCCGCGCUGGUCAGAAGGGCUUAGCGUAUUCUCUGCUCAUCUUGCAGAAGGAGGACAAGAAAGCGCAGGAAAUUGCCGCCGUGCUGGUGAGGAGUGGCGCCACAAUCCCUCCUGAGUUGGAGCGCUUCGCCAAUCGCAGAGAGGGCGGCUAUAGAAAGGGUGACAAGGGGAAAGGCAAAGGCCGAGGGAAAGGAAAGGACAGAGGCAAAGGCAAAGAUGGAGGGAAAGGCAAAGGAAAAGGUGGCGGCAAAGGAAAAGGUGGUGGCAAAGGCAAGCCAAGGGAGUGAGUUGUUGUCCAGUGAGCCGGCCCUGCCACCCGGCUUUCAACCGAUAAUCCCUGUAUGUCUCACCACAUGUGAAGGACUAUAACGGAC